Molecule: messenger RNA, 2449 nt
Organism: Syngnathoides biaculeatus (alligator pipefish)
Lineage: Eukaryota; Metazoa; Chordata; Actinopteri; Syngnathiformes; Syngnathidae
Gene: palm3
Product: paralemmin 3
Exons: 7
Coding region: 337-1533 (398 amino acids)
Biological process (GO): regulation of cell shape
Cellular component (GO): membrane
Source: RefSeq, a predicted model, not a curated record
UCUCACUCGCCAAGAGACGCGAGGAGCGCACGCUUGUUAGUGACUCGUUUUUAUGUGACUUUUUUUUUUUUUUUAAUGUAGCGACCCAACUUCCUCUGCACUUUUGGACCACAAACCAUCUUUUAGUUGAAGGUCAAAGCGCGUGAGCCGUUUUAAGCGCACUUGCUGGCUCAGGUGCUCGGGGAAACUCGCUCGUCUUGUUUCCAUAAAACUCGCGCGACUGCAGCGAACAUUUGCUUGCUCAUUUCCGCGUUAUCUCGAUUUUAUUUGGAACUGCUGCACGCUCGUUUGGAUAUCCGAGAUCAAGCUCCGUACUUGAAACUCCACGGUGCCAGCAUGGACGAGGCGGUGAAGUACCAACAGCGACUGGAGGCCAUCGCUGAGAAGCGGCGGCUGCAGGAGGAGCAGGAGCGAGCCAAGAGAGAGAUGGAAGAUGAAAAACUCAGACUUCAGCAGCUCAAGAGGAAGUCUCUGAGGGACCAGUGGUUGAUGGAGGCAGCUCCUCCGUGCCCACCCUCCCUGGAUUCCCAAAGCCGGCGCUCCCCUCCGUGGGCCUCUCAGGAGGUGGCAGAGCACAGGUUGCGCUCACAGAACACGCCGUUUGCAGGGGAGGAUGAACAAGAACAGAUCGCCGAGGACCACGCGGAAGACGAGGACAUGGAAGCAGGAGAUGUGGUCCUGUCUUCAGGGGUAGUCGAGGAUGACGCGAAGGUGCUCCGGACGCCAACGCGGCGUGAAGGCUCGCCCGUUCUGAUCAACGGCGAAGGGGACUUGAAAUCGGGCCUCACACAACACGGCGAUGACGCUUCGGAGAAGCCCGUCGCCGCAAACGGACCGAGCGAGAGCGCCGCGUUCGAGAAGCGCGGCCAGCGCGUUUGCCAUCUGAGCUGCACGGAGGUGACCCAAGGGAUGACGGUCAUGCGGGCCCAGCGCGUCCUCGUCACGGACGGUGAGGGAGAAGUUGCGGCCCGAGAGCAUCGCGAGUCCACCGCAGACGGAGGAGUGACUGCGGAGGAGGCGCGAACGGCUUCGGGAGCUUCCACGGAGUCGGCGGCGAGCCAGACGAGUGCGGCGGAGGAGCCGGCGGGGAGUACGCGCCAGGAGACCGAAGACGAGGACAUCAAAGUGGAAGCUCCAGCCUCGACGGCCGAGCCCGUGGGAGUGGCGCCGGCGGCUCAGGUGCCGGCCUGCUCCCAAUCACAACCCUCCUGUCCUCCUCCAGAGGCACCGCAAGCCCAAGAAGAGGAGGAGGAGGAGGAGGAGGAGGAGGAGGAGGAAGAGGAAGAAGCCGUCGCGCCAGCGUCAGACCCCACCGACGCCGCCUCAAAAGCCCAAGGCGACGCGGUGGCCACGCCCCCUCAGUUCCAGGAAGUCCCCCUGGAGAAUCACAGGACUGAGGCGCGAGGCGGCGAGGAGGAGCCCCUCCUGGAGGGGGCCAAAGCCCCCGACGCACACGACGAAGCCGCCGCCGCCGACGACGACGACGAUAAAAAAGCCAAGAUGAAAAUCUGCCAGUGCUGCUCGCUCAUGUAAACGCAACAAAAGUGUUUACGCGACGCAUUCGGUUUUGCUCUCCAGUGACUUUGAAGACUUUGUUGCUGUUGAUUGGAUCGCGGUAGCCCCGAAGUUCACGAAAUUCUGUCGCACUCACCACAUUUAAUCAGCGGUCAUUGAAACCAAAGUUUUAAUUCAGUGCCUAAUUCAUGUUUUUUAAUGGCAUAAACUGUGUAAUAUAUAUACACACACUACAUUUUAAAUAGAUUAUGUGAGGUUUUUGUUAUAUAUAUAUAAUUGACAGAAAACAGAGAAGCAACUUAAUUUCAUGCUAAAUGGGAACAGAAAAAAAAAGUGUUGCGUUUUUAUUUUUUUUCUGCAUUUUCCGCAUCCUCACAAUUUUCUUUUUUUUUUUUAUCUGCACACUGCAUGAGUUCUUUAUUUUACCGCCUGUUUAUUUCAUAAUGUCUGUAUUUGCAUCAUCGAAAUAAACUCAACCAAAAACAUUUUAAUGCAUUAGGACGAAAAAUGCUUUAUUGGAACAUAAUUACCAUUCCUGUGAUCAAAAUAAGCUCCAAAACAUUUUAAUGCAUUAAAGAUGAAAAUGGCUUUAUUGCCCAAUAAAUUCAUCAUUUUAGGGUAAAUGCAAGAACUGAGUUAUUAUGCAGAUUUGGGACUUUCUGGAUGGCUUUUUAUUAUAUUUUCAGCUACUUUAGGUUCCAUUUUAAUUUGGGUUUUGCGAAUGCAGUUUGCAUAUAUUUGUCCCAAUUAUGCAAACCAGAAAAAGUGUGCACUGGUUCUGACUGACAUUCCUCUGGGUCAAUAUCUUAUUUUAACACAUUUUUACUAAAGUUUGAAUUUUGUAUUUAACCGGAGCUCUGUACGCGCAUAACAGGAGUUGUCAAAAAAGUUUAGAAAUGACUGGAUGAAACUUAUUAAAGUGAUAUUUAACGAG